This is a messenger RNA of Argiope bruennichi, 2739 nucleotides long. RefSeq lists its product as uncharacterized. The record is from RefSeq and is a predicted model, not a curated record. Lineage: Eukaryota; Metazoa; Arthropoda; Arachnida; Araneae; Araneidae. Bases 1 to 2739 code for a protein of 912 amino acids. The transcript has 3 exons.
AUGAAGCAGAAAUCGUCAAAUUUACGAUCCGGAUAUUACUUUGUUCAAGAUAAACCAGCGGCAAACACUUUCGAUGAUAUUCAUCAUAAGAUUGAUAAAGUAAAGGACAUUCACGUUCAAUAUAACAAAGUUGUCGAGAAAGCUGAGUGUUUAUUUAAAGUUGAUGAUGAAAUUAAAGAAUGUAUUAUGUUUACUGAUGAAGAAUAUGAUACGACGGAAUCAUACAGAGACAGAUUUACCGAAAUAAGAGUUGUUUAUGAAAAACAAUAUACAGAAGAUAAAAGUAGCUCUGUAGUUUCCCGUAAAUACUCACAUGACAAUUUAAAAUUGCCAAAAUUACGUAUGAAAGAGUAUGAUCUAAUACCUAGAACCUGGGUUGCGUUUUGGGGACAAUUUUGUCGUAUUGAUGAAGAUGAGAAUAUAAGAGAAAAAAAUAAGUUUCAAUAUUUAUUAUCUUCGUUCAAACCAAAAACAAAGGCUCGUGAUAUUGGGGAAAGUUACCCACCGUCUAAGGACAAUUAUGCGAAAGUUAUAGAGCAUUUGAAGUCCCGAUUUGGGAGGAAGGAUUUACUGACUGAAGUUUACAUUCGAGAUUUAUUAGCAUUAGUCAAUAGUAAAUCGAAUAUCAAGUUAAAUGAUUUGUACGAUAAACUUGGUUCAUAUUUACGUGCGUUAGAGACAUUAGGUGUGACAACGUCUAAUUAUGCAGCAAUGUUGUAUCCAGUUGUUGAAUCGUGUCUCCCAACAGAAAUCUUAAAAGCAUGGGAUAGAUAUAGGCUGAAUAGAGAAGACAAAGAAGAUGAUCCUGUUGUCUCAAAGGAUAAAGUCCUAGAAAAUUUUAUGACUUUUUUACAUGAUGAAGUAGAAGGCGAAGAACAUCGUUUUCUAGCAGAAACUUCAUUUGGCGAUGGUAUGAAACGUAAAGAAUCUAAUAAACCACCACUGAGAGAUGAACCCACUGCUGCUAUUCUAAUUGCGAAUACAUCAGUUGGAAGAAAUCAGUGUAUUUUCUGUGAGAGUGCUCAUGCAAGUCAAGACUGCCAGAAAAUCUCCAACUUGGCUUAUGAGGACAGAAAGGGACAAGUUAUUCGCAAGAGAUGCUGCCUCGUUUGCCUUAAACCUGGUCAUAUCGCAAAAAGGUGCCAUAGUUUCGUUAAAUAUUUGAUUUGUGGACGAAGGCAUUAUGCUUUACUAUGUCCAGAUUUACGAAAGGAUAAAAUUUCCUCGAAGAGUAGAGAAGUUGAUGAGGAGCAACAUUCCACGGAAACUUUGUUAACAAAUUUUCCCUCAGAACGUAAAAUUUAUCUAAAAACUAUGAUUGUCAGACUACGACAUAAAAACAAAGAAGUCUGUGUUCGCACAUUGAUGGAUGAUGGAUCCCAUCGUUCUUAUAUUGAAAAGAGUUUAGUUGCAGAGUUGAAUCUUUCUCCUUCCGGAACGGAAGUGCUUUCUCAAGGAUUGUUUGGAGGCGGAAUUUCUCCUUCUAUGGAGUAUGGGAGAUUCACAGUAACGGUUGAAAGCUUGGAUCGUAAAUAUUCGACUUCAAUGUCUCUUCUUGAUCAACCGAAAAUUUUCUCAACUUUACCAAGGAUAAGUGAUAGAAAUUUAAUUGCCGAACUUGCUUCUCGAGGGAUUAAACUGAUUGAUGUUGGACAAGAUACGCCACCCGUAAGAGUUCUUCUGGGAGCUGAUGUGCUUGGAAGAAUAUUGACAGGAAGAGUAGAGAUACUUGCGUUCGGAAUAUCAGCCAUAGAGACUUUAUUGGUUUGGACCAUUUUAGGAUUAGGGAAGAAAAAACAAUCUGUUUACAUGGUUACACUAGCUCUGCAAAAUAUCGAGCUUCCAAAAAUUUGGGAUUUAGAAGUUUUGGGAAUUAAAGAUCCCAUUGAAAGGAAAAAUAAGUCAAUUCUGGCAGAAGAAACUCUGCUCCAUUUCAAGGAAACUGUAAAAUUAAAAGAUCUACGAUAUGAAGUAGCAUUACCUUGGUUAUCUGGUCACCCACCAGUGUACAAUAUGCAUGAUGUGGCUGAAUCUAGACUACGUUCAGUUACAAAGCGUCUAGUGAAAGAAGAUAUGUAUAAAGUUUACGAUGAUGUUUUAAGACAAUGGCAAAGGGAAGGUAUAAUAGAAGCUAUCGCAGAGAAUGAAAUUUCAAACCCAGGUCAUUAUCUUCCUCAUAGACCCGUCAUCAAAUCAGCAAGCCUCACUACCAAAGUUCGUUCAGUUUUUGACGCAUCCUUCACACGACCAGGAUAUGCUUCUCUAAAUGAAUGUUUAAGUGUUGGACCUAGCCUCUCAGAACAGAUUACUCCUCUUCUCUUAAGAUUUCGCACUAAUAACUUCGGAGUGAUUGCUGACAUUAAGCAAGCUUUUUUACAAUUAAGUGUCAGACCAGAGGAUCCUAAAUUCCAAAAUGAGUCUCUUCAACCGACAGUCCAGAAACUUAAACGAGGAUUUUAUGUGGACAAUUUAACAGUUAGUGUUGAAAACGAAGCAGAAUUAUUACGGUUCAAGGAACAAGCCAUGCAAAUAAUGAAUGCAGCGUCCUUUGAAUUACGGAGUUGGGCUCACAUAGGAAUUAAACAUCUAGAAAGUCAAAAUGUGCUUGGACUUAAAUGGGAUACCGAGACCGAUGAGCUCUACUGUGUUCAUCCUGAAGCUGAUAUGGGAAUAAGUGAUACUAAGAGGAAAUUACUUUCUGUUGACGCCAAUAAGUCAGCAGAACGCUCCGCCUACUAA